CGGCCUCCCGACGGCCGCCGCAGCCAGCCCCGCGCCCUCUCCACCCUGCGCGGCAUCUCGGACGUCCGGAAUCCCGGCCCCCGCUCGAGGUCUGAAGAGGCGUCCCAGACGGGUAUCCUAGAGAGCAGUGGGUCGAGGCGUCCAUCACACAUAGUGGUACCAUGUAGGUCUCUCAUCCCGGCAUCGUCCUUGAGCCUGGGCAAGUUCGCACCCAGGGCCCGCCCAGCCUCACUAUGAGCCACGGCCCGAGCCCGCGGCUGGCCGAGUCCCCGCAGCUGUCCAAGAGCAGCCUGCUUACCAUCCUGGGUAGCCCGUCCCCCGAUCGCAUGGGCCCGGCCGACUCGCUGCCACCCACGCCGCCCAGCGGCACGCCGUCACCGGGGCCGCCACCCGCGCUCCCCCUGCCCGCCCCUGUCCUGCUGGCCGACGGCGACUGGGAGAGUCGCGAGGAGCUGCGGCUGCGGGAGCUGGAGGAGGCGCGCGCGCGAGCCGCGCAGAUGGAGAAGACGAUGCGCUGGUGGUCCGACUGCACGGCGAACUGGCGGGAGAAGUGGAGCAAGGUGCGCGCCGAGCGCAACCGUGCCCGCGAGGAGGUGCGCCAGCUGCGCCAGCGCCUGGACACACUCACCAAGGAGUUGGCGGGCGCGCGCCGCGAGCGCCAGGAGGCUCAGGGAGAGUGCGAGGCGCGCGGCCGCGAGCUGGCCCGGCUGCGGGGAGCGCAUGGCACCGUGGACAAGACACACGACGGCCUGGAGCCUGAGCGCGAGCAUGAGCCUGUGCGUGACGUCGGGGCGGAGAGGCCGCCUGGUAGCCAGGAGCUGGACCUCGUUGAGAGCCUGCUGAAGAGCAGACCAGAGGAGCCUGAGGGCUGCUGGGACGCCUGCAGUGUGGCAGCUGGGGGCUCUCGGGCCUGCCGCCAGGAUCGCAACCGCCUGCCCUGGGAAGACACAGCCGGUACAGAGGAGGAUGCCUCCAAGGUGACUGCCCUUCGGCUACGGCUGGAUGAAUCCCAGAAGGUGCUACUCAAGGAAAGAGAGGACAAACUGGCUCUGAGCAGAAACAUCGAGAAGCUGGAGGGGGAGCUCAGCCAGUGGAAGAUUAAAUAUGAGGAGCUGAGCAAGACCAAGCAGGAGAUGCUCAAGCAACUCAGCAUCCUAAAGGAAACACACCAGGAUGAAUUGGGCCGCAUGUCUGAAGAUCUGGAGGAUGAGCUGGGCGCGCGCUCUAGCAUGGAUCGCAAGAUGGCUGAGCUGAGGGGUGAGAUGGAAAGGCUUCAGGCAGAGAAUGCAUCUGAGUGGGGCCGCAGAGAGAGGCUGGAGACGGAAAAGCUGGGCCUGGAGAGGGAGAACAAGAAACUCCGGGCACAGGUUGGGGACCUGGAGGAGGCCCUGGCCCGCAGACGGCGGCAGAAUGCCAGUGCCCUGGACUGUGACCUGAGGGCCAGCCAGGCCGCUCUCUUUGAGAAGAACAAGGAGCUGGCAGAUCUGAAGCACUUGCAUGGCAAGCUCAAGAAGCAGUUUCAAGAGAAGGUGGCAGAGCUGGCACAUGCCAAUCGGCGUGUGGAGCAGCACGAGACGGAGGUGAAGAAGCUGCGGCUUCGGGUGGAAGAGCUCAAAAAGGAGCUUGCCCAGGCUGAGGAUGAGCUGGAUGAGGCCCACAACCAGGCCCGGAAGCUACAGCGGUCCCUGGAUGAGCAGACAGAGCUGAGUGAGAACCUCCAGGUGCAGCUGGAGCACCUGCAGUCCAGGCUCCGCAGGCAGCAGCAGAAUGCCCCCCUUUUCGGGAAGAUCCGCAGUACCCGAUUUGGCACUGAGGAAGCCGGAGAUGGAACCAGCGACCUAGAUGAAGAUGAGGACCUACAGAUCCAGGUGGCCUAGAGCCGUCCACUCAAACCAUUGGAAUUGUGCAGCCGUCCAUGCCUUCUUCACUCCUUGGGUCCCAUCCCCUGCUGCGGACCACUUCCUUCUCUCCCAGGAAGGCAGUGAUCUCACCUACUCACACCCCAUUGAAGGGGAGCCUGUUGGAUAUGUAUAUUGUAUAUAUGCCCAGGGUUGCUUGGACCGCUGGAUUUUAUAAACACAGGACAGCCAACGCCCAGGUCUGAAGACCCCACCUGCAUAGGACUUUAUGGACCAUGUUGAGGGAGGCAUGGUGGUCUGGCAGGGGCUAUUCAUAAUAAGAUACC
This is a messenger RNA of Onychomys torridus (southern grasshopper mouse), 2185 nucleotides long. RefSeq names its product coiled-coil domain containing 102A (gene Ccdc102a). The transcript is spliced from 9 exons. Gene Ontology annotation, cellular component: myosin complex. The record is from RefSeq and is a predicted model, not a curated record. Bases 234 to 1877 code for a protein of 547 amino acids. Lineage: Eukaryota; Metazoa; Chordata; Mammalia; Rodentia; Cricetidae.